Molecule: messenger RNA, 1213 nt
Organism: Myotis davidii
Lineage: Eukaryota; Metazoa; Chordata; Mammalia; Chiroptera; Vespertilionidae
Gene: ODAD1
Product: coiled-coil domain containing 114
Exons: 9
Coding region: 155-1213 (352 amino acids)
Biological process (GO): outer dynein arm assembly; cilium movement
Cellular component (GO): axoneme
Source: RefSeq, a predicted model, not a curated record
UCGUCUUCUCCCGCCUCCUCGGCCACGCCUUCCAGUUUCCCCUCCCACGACCUCCCCUCUGGUCCUGGUCCCGCCCCGGCCGCUGUCCUCAGGCCCCGUUGGCCCCUUAUCUCCCCAGUAACCGGACCACAACACUGAGCUCGGAGCACCCAGGAUGGACAGGUUAGGCGUUCCAGCAGGACACUCGCAAUCGUUGGCUAAGCUGGCCGCAAUGGGCACCCGCUCGGAGGAAGGAAGCGAGGCCUUCCAGGAAACACUAGUGGACUGGGAGCUGAGCCGGCUGCAGCGACAGUACAAAGUGAUGGAGGUUGAAAGGCGGGCCUACAGCAAGGAAGUCCACCAGCGCAUCAAUAAGCAACUUGAGGAGAUCCAGCGCCUGCAAGACGUGCAGAACAAGCUUCAGGUGAAGAUCGGCAUUGCCCAGAGCCAGGGCAAGCGCCUGCGGGACAACGAGAGGAUGGAGAACAUGAGCCAGCUGCUGAAGUGCCGGGCCCAGGUGGAGGCCGAGGUCAAGGAGCUGCAGGAGCAGACCAGAGCCCUGGACCGGCAGAUCCAGGAGUGGGAGGCCCGGCUCUCUGCCUGCGGUAAGGAUCCCAGGGCCCCAGGGGUCAUCAUGGACCAAAAGGCCAAGACCCGGAAAAGGAUCAAGAUCGUGGAAAACCAGCUGGACAGGGUCACCUGUCACUUCGACAUCCAUCUGGUUCGGAACGCAGCCCUGCGGGAGGAGCUGGAUCUGCUGCUGGUGCAGAGGAACCACUAUCUGAACAUAGACCGGAAGCUGCACAAGAUGGGGGAGGCCAUGAAGAAGGCGCGCUAUGGCGACGCCGCCCGCCUGUCGCUGAAGGAGGAGCACGAGGCUUCGGUGCAGCAGCAGAUCGGAGCGGUGCGCAGCGAGGCCGACAGCCUGGAGGCCCGCGCCCAGGCGCUGAGGGAGCAGGUGGAGAAGUUUAAGGCAGCCAUCCAGCAGCUCUUCACCAGGGCCCAGUGCGACAGCACCAUCAUCAAGGACCUCCUGGGGGUCAAGACCUACAUGCGGGACCGCGACAUCGGCCUCUUCCUGGGGAUCAUCCAGGACAGUGGGGAACUCUAUCUGGCCUUGUCAGUGGAGACUCGGAAGUGUAGCCCGCAUUUUAAAAUAGAAACGGAGUGGAAUAAAGAAGAUGAUGCAGCACGGGGGUAUUUCACGAAGCCAUGUGGUCGAUGUGACGACUAA